Molecule: messenger RNA, 984 nt
Organism: Paramisgurnus dabryanus
Lineage: Eukaryota; Metazoa; Chordata; Actinopteri; Cypriniformes; Cobitidae
Gene: or95a1
Product: odorant receptor, family 95, subfamily A, member 1
Biological process (GO): G protein-coupled receptor signaling pathway; detection of chemical stimulus involved in sensory perception of smell
Cellular component (GO): membrane
Molecular function (GO): olfactory receptor activity; G protein-coupled receptor activity; odorant binding
Source: RefSeq, a predicted model, not a curated record
AUGCCGAAUCUGACCGAGCUCCCAAGCAACACAACAUCCAGCAGUAACCUGUCUAUCAUUGUGAAGGUGUGUGUGGUUAUCCCACUCUUCGUUGCCUUCCUGUACUUCAUCAUCCUGACCCUCUACACGUUUGCGUCUCACAGGCAGUUUUUUGACAGUUCACGUUACAUCCUCUUCACCUACAUGCUGAUUAACGACACCCUGCAGAUUCUCUCCUCAGUGCUGCUCUUCCUGUUAGUCAUGGGCAGCGUCAACUUUGCCAUCGUCUACUGCGCCCCUCUACUGUUCAUGUCAACCGCCACCUUCCUGAACACCCCCCUCAUCCUCUCCACCAUGUCUCUGGAGCGCUACGUAGCCAUCUUUUACCCCUUUCACCGUCCCACCAUCUGGAAGCCCGAAUGGAUCUGGGUCAUCAUUCUGAGCCUGUGGUUCAUCAGUUGCAUCCUACCCACUGUGGACUUUGUGCUGAUGCGGCUCAAACCGGGCGUAGACGUUUACUCUACCCCCGUGUUGUGCAAAACCACUGUGCUAAACACUUCGCCCAUUCAGUCUCUGUUCAAAGUGAGCCUGAACGGGAUCUUCUUCGCCGUGGUGGCUGUGGUGAUCCUCUUCACGUACAUCCGGAUCCUGCUGGAGACCAGGAACAUGAGGCAGGACCGGACGUCGGUGAGGAAGGCUCUACACACAGUGCUGCUGCACGGAUUUCAGCUGUUCCUCAGCAUGAUGGCCUUUUCUCAGCCGGUUGCAGAGUUGCUGUUAACCCAGCGUGUUAGCUUGACUCAAGCAGAUAUGUCUUUUAUUUAUUAUUUCUGCUUCAUUUUGCUUCCCCGAUUUCUGAGCCCACUCAUUUAUGGUCUCAGGGAUGAAGUCCUGAGGAGUUACAUGAUGAAAGCUAUGCCUUGUUAUGCCACCCGAGUUGACCCACGGAAAGAAAUGAAAACAACAAAACAAGACUAUAACAAUUGUUUUUGUGGUUUUUGUUAA